Messenger RNA from Heterobasidion irregulare TC 32-1, 1215 nucleotides. RefSeq lists its product as uncharacterized. The transcript is spliced from 5 exons. The record is from RefSeq and is a predicted model, not a curated record. Lineage: Eukaryota; Fungi; Basidiomycota; Agaricomycetes; Russulales; Bondarzewiaceae. Bases 1 to 1215 code for a protein of 404 amino acids. Gene Ontology annotation, cellular component: nucleus. Gene Ontology annotation, molecular function: metal ion binding.
AUGGCCUCGACGUCCGAAGUCGCUCUCAAGCUCGAGAUUGCACGCCUUACGGGAGCUAUCAAUCGCCAUAAAUCAAGUGAAGCAUCUUCCAAGCCAAAGUCGCAAUCUACAGCUCCUAUCCCUCGCCCUUGGAGCAACGCGUACACCCGCCAGUCCUCCAACAAGUAUGUCCGCCCUGGCUUAGUACCCAGCACAAGCUCCGUUCCCUCCAGGGUGACUCCUCCAGUACGUCCUCCCUCGGAGCCCUCUCAGACUCGCGAUGUCGUCAUCGAUGGGGUCGCCUUCGAAACUUCUGGUCGCUCUCUCGUUCGCAAAGGCCUCUCCAAGCCAGCCGCACCUCCGCCUCGUCCUCGACAUGUCCCGAUAAAGCCGCCCCCAUCCAAAGAAGAUUACAGUCGCACAAAGACGGGACACUUCAUCAAGAGCACUCACGUUUACAAAGCAAAACCCCCAUCUCGCACUCGCAACAGGAACAUGACGCUUAACAAUACCCGCAGGCCUUAUCAGGCCCGCCGCGUGUCCGCUAAGAAAUUCGUCGAUAAGCCGUGCGCGCGCUUUACAACGACAGGGUCAUGCAACCGCGGCCUCACCUGCCCCUAUCAACACGACCCCAGCAAGAUCGCCAUCUGCUGGCCCUUCCUGCAAGGCAGCUGCCCCCACGGUGCGGACGCGUGCGCGCUCUCGCACGACCCAACGCCGCAACGCACGCCGCUGUGCGUCCACUUCGCCAACAACGGGCGCUGCACUCGCGACAGCUGCCCGUUCCCGCACGUGCGCGUCGGCCUGCGACAGGGCGUGUGCCGCGACUUCGCCGUGCUGGGCUAUUGCGACAAGGGCCUCGAGUGCGACCGCCAGCAUAUCCGCGAGUGUCCCGACUUUGCUGAGCGCGGGACGUGCGAGACCAAGGGGUGCAAGCUUCCGCAUGUUAUCCGUGCCAACCGCAACCGCCAGGUUGGCAACGGCAAGAAGCCUGCCACUGACUCUACAGCGAUUCCUACACUUUCUGAAAGUGCUACUCCUUUGGUAUCCUCUCGGUCGUCAGCCUCCGCUGAGGAUGCGAAAAUAGGAGAUGAGUAUAUCUCUCUUACUUUUAAUGAAAGCGAGAGCGAUGAGGAGAGUGAUGAGGAAGAUGAUGAGGAAGAAGACGACGACGGAGAGGAGGAAGAGGGCGAAGACCCCACAGAAGCAGGCGCAGAAAAUCUUAUUGUUUAUUGA